Solanum lycopersicum (tomato) is the source of this 519-nucleotide messenger RNA. RefSeq names its product zinc finger protein 2-like. Lineage: Eukaryota; Viridiplantae; Streptophyta; Magnoliopsida; Solanales; Solanaceae. The record is from RefSeq and is a predicted model, not a curated record.
AUGAGACGUGCUGAAGAUGGCUAUCAAGGCACUUCUGUGCUUGAUCAAGGAGAAUGGUUGAAUUUGAGCUUAGGAAGAAACUUGCCUUCGAUAUCUAAAGAAUCUGAGUCACAUAUACCAACUUCAGGCAAGGUUUUUUCAUGUAACUUCUGCAAGAGGAAGUUCUACAGUUCACAGGCACUAGGAGGCCACCAAAAUGCUCACAAGAGGGAAAGAGGUACAGUAAGACAGUAUCAAUCUCAGAGGAUGAUGACAAUGAUGGCUUUGCCGAUCAAUAACCCCAUGUUCAGAUCACUUGGUAUGAUUCCCCACUCCCUUCUGCAUAAAUCCAGCAGAGAUGCAAGGGCAACUGCGGCUACAUUCAGUGAGGCUAGCGCAGGAUAUCAGAGGACAUCGCUUACCAAUCAAAUGGACAGAUCAUUUGAUCUGAAGUGGCCUGGAAGUUUUCAACUAAAUCAGCAGCAAACAAAAGACCAUACCACAAAUCCCACUAAGCUUGACCUGAAUCUGAAGCUGUAA